AUGAAGUUCGCCGUUUGUGCCCUAUUCAUUGCUUUAGCUCUUGCCAGUUCGUCGGCAUUAACAAUUUCAGCAACUGUACCGACAUGCACCAGCUGCCCGGCCUCUUUGGGUUCGAUUUCCAGCAUCAUUAGAAAUGUACAGACAAGUCUGGCACCCAUCUUGAGCCAAAUUCCCCUCUUCGGACCUGCCCUAAACAACAUUCUCGAUUUGAUCGUUUCCUUCUUCAGCCUUCUGGAAGGUAACACUUCCUUACCCGACUUGGUCGCGAAACUCCAAAAUAUGAUCAGCCAAAUCCUUAGCGGUGGACUUCUUGGAGGAUCUACUGGAGGAACCGGAACCACCGGAGGAACCGGAACCAUCGGCGGAACCGGCACCAUCGGAGGUACCACCGGAGGAACCACCGGAGGAACCGGAACCAUUGGAGGAACCGGAACCAUCGGAGGAACUGGAACCAUCGGAGGUACCACCGGAGGAACCGGAACCAUUGGAGGAACAGGAACCAUCGGAGGUACCACCGGAGGAACCACCGGAGGAACCACCGGAGGAACCACCGGAGGAACCACCGGAACCACCGGAGGCGCCGUAUGCACCAACUGCCCCGACUCGUUGAACGCUGUCACUGAUUUGCUCCGUAACCUGGAGAACUCUCUGUUGCCCGUUUUGGACAGCCUUCCCCUGAACUUGGGAUACGUCCUUAAAGGUCUCCUCGAUUUGCUCAUCAACCUCCUGUCUACUGCAGGAAACAAUUUGUCUGGUGGUUUGGACAGUGUUCUGCAACAAUUGGGUGUCACCAUCAACACGCUCCUCGGAUCGUUGUAA
This is a messenger RNA of Phyllotreta striolata, 819 nucleotides long. NCBI's taxonomy places the organism in Eukaryota, Metazoa, Arthropoda, Insecta, Coleoptera, Chrysomelidae. The record is from the annotation of a GenBank genome assembly.